UUGCAGUGCUGUUGACAAGGGUGCUACUGUCUUUACAGAGCGAUGGCGUUCAGUUCUCACUCUGCCCUUCAACGAAAAUGUCAUUGUGAAAAGGAUAAAAUGAAUCAAGGCAGCAUCCUUUACCACAUCUUAAACCACAAGAGACAUCAACAUCUACCCACCUGCAGCUGCAAGCACGAAUCCAAACAGAAGGUAGCACUGGGCUCGCCUUAUGUUGCCUAUAAGGCUGCUUCUGAAGUUCUGCUGAAGACAGUGAACUUUAUUAAAAACCUGCCCUCUUUUCGGGGUCUGCUGCAGCCAGACCAGCUGCUGUUGCUGGAGAACUGCUGGGCUGCCCUUUUCAUGCUGGGCUUGGCUCAGGAAGGUGUGGAUUUUGAAGUGAUUGAACCAUCAAAGACAAGCAUCCUGAAAGAAAUUCUAACUAACCAGAAAGGAAAAGGCACCGAUGAGAAAACGAGCUCUGAGCCGUCUGCUGCAGAAGUACAGAAAGUGAAAUCAUUCCUCACCAAGUGCUGGAGCAUAGAUAUCAGCACUAAGGAGUAUGUGUACUUGAAGGGAAUAGUUUUAUUCAGCCCAG
This is a messenger RNA of Rhincodon typus (whale shark), 577 nucleotides long. Its product is annotated as nuclear receptor subfamily 0 group B member 1-like. Gene Ontology annotation, molecular function: transcription factor binding; transcription corepressor activity. Gene Ontology annotation, biological process: negative regulation of transcription by RNA polymerase II. The record is from RefSeq and is a predicted model, not a curated record. NCBI's taxonomy places the organism in Eukaryota, Metazoa, Chordata, Chondrichthyes, Orectolobiformes, Rhincodontidae. Gene Ontology annotation, cellular component: cytoplasm; nucleus. The annotation marks the transcript as partial. The transcript has a single exon.